AUGGCCCCAGCACUGUCAACUUUGAGGCGCCCAAGCCACCCUAUGUUCACCCGUUCCCCAUUUGACAUCACCAAGACGCUCCUGCCCGCAAUCAGCCCUGGUUCAACAUAUGGACAGCUCAUGUUCGAAUCAACGUUAGCAUUCGUCGACAACCAGACUGGUGAGGAUGUAAACAUGAAAAUCAAACUUCAGGGAUAUGGAUCCACUACCUCUUCUCUUUCAGAAGACAAAAUCUAUUUCCUAUCUGGCCGGCUCAUUUCACCAAAUUCAAAAACCCCCCCGGUCCUUUACUACGACCAGGAAAUGACUUUUCCUAUCGCUGAUUUAGAAGGCUACAGUGUUUCACUUGCUAACAAAGCAGGGUGUUACGGAUUUGGGGUUGUUGUUUCCAAGGCAGAAGCGAAGGAUGAAUCAUCAUCUGUGACUCAGUUCAACAAUCUGUUUGUGAAGAUCCGUCACACUGACUACGAUGUUCAAAUUGCCGGUAACCGGAACCUUGCUAAAGCUUUUGGCCUAUUCCAAAUUGGUCAAGAGGUGGUCAUCUCAGGCUACAUUGCCGGGUACAGUUUUGAGAAUCGUAUGCUUGAAGUUAAUGCAUUGUCUGUGUCUGUAUCAGCCGGGCAAACAUCUACCAACGCAACCAACCUACAGGAUGCAGGGCCUCUUAAUGUCAAGACGCGCCGGUUAAUCCAGAUUAAUUUCAAGAGCGACAACGAAGGAUCUGCUGCGGACCCAGGAUCCACCCAAUUUCUGCUCCCAAAUUCACAGCACAGUGGCCCUGAUGAGGGUUUCUCAAAGUGCAAAGCCGGAAAAUCCUCCGGCCAAGACAUUACCACCACUCCCCCAAAGAAACACAAGUACACAAAGCGUUCUGCGCCGGCUGUGCAAGAUGAGGCUGAUCAACUGGUUCCUGAAGCGUUAUAA
Messenger RNA from Puccinia triticina, 924 nucleotides. RefSeq lists its product as uncharacterized. The coding region runs from base 1 to 924 and encodes 307 amino acids. NCBI's taxonomy places the organism in Eukaryota, Fungi, Basidiomycota, Pucciniomycetes, Pucciniales, Pucciniaceae. The record is from RefSeq and is a predicted model, not a curated record. The transcript has 5 exons.